Molecule: messenger RNA, 1263 nt
Organism: Talaromyces marneffei
Lineage: Eukaryota; Fungi; Ascomycota; Eurotiomycetes; Eurotiales; Trichocomaceae
Exons: 3
Coding region: 1-1263 (420 amino acids)
Biological process (GO): proteolysis
Molecular function (GO): aspartic-type endopeptidase activity
Source: RefSeq, a predicted model, not a curated record
AUGGUGUCCUUUUCUUUGCUGAGUCUGGCUUUCACCGGAUCUCUCGCUGCUGCAAAUACCAUGUCUCAGAGGUCUGGUGUGACCACCUCGUUGAAAACCACCCGAAAUCCGAAUGCCGCCGGAUGGAGCAAGCAUGCACGUUCGCUGGCCAGGUACGGCGGCGCUGUCCCAGAGAGCCUGGCGCAAUUGUUGCCUCGAGGUUGGCAUACCGGCUCCGUUGGGGGUACCUAUGAUGCCGCUAAUGGCGAGUGGAUUUCUACCGUCUUGAUUGGUACCCCGCCUCAGGAAUUAGAUUUAAUUCUUGACUCGGGCUCGUGGGAUCUUAUUGUCUACAGCACCCAAUCCGACCCAUCAGACCUCCCGGCAAACAUCACCCUCUAUAACCCAGACAAGAGUCUCUCCAGCCGCAAACUCGAAGGCUACUCAUUCGAUAUCAUCUAUGGGAAUGGUGAUACCGAAACCGAAGGCGACAUCGAGUGCAGCGGCGACGUGUUCCUGGACGUCGUGACCAUCGGCGGUGUAACUGCCCCAUCACAAGCCGUCGAGUCCAUCGUCAACUACACCUCUGGGUUCGCCACUCUAGCUGCCACAGGGAUCGUGGGCAUGGCUCUCAGCAAGAAUAACACCGUCAAACCCCUCAAGCAACAAACAUUUUUCAGCAGCAUCAAGCAUGAGCUCGAGAAGCCCCUUUUUGUGGCCGACUUGUACCUCAAGGCAGACUCGCAUUUGGAUUUCGGUUACCUCAAUAAGAGCUUGAUUGAGGGGCCUGUUACCUGGGCUGAUGUAGACACCGAUGACAGUCAACAGGGCUGGUGGUCGAUAACUAUUGAUGCAUACCAGGUUGGUUCUGAAAAGCCUGUUGAGGGCGAAUUCCAGACCAUCAUUGAUACUGGCACCACCAAUCUUCUCUUCCAAAACGAUAUCGUCGGCGCGUAUUAUGACCAGGUCCCUGGAUCGGUUAAUAGCACCGAAUUUGCCGCGUUCUUGAUCCCGUGUGAUUCCCAUCUACCCGAUUUCACGGUGACCAUCAGCGGCAGACCGUUCACCAUUCCGGGCAGUCUGCUCAACCUCGAGGCCAUCAACAGUACUACCUGUGUAGGGAACAUCCAGGUCGUUCCGGCAUCGACGAUUGGUGGAAUUGUCCAGCCUAAUGCCUGCCUGGGAGCGACGUUUAUGUUGCCGUAUCUGACUGCUUUUGAUCUGGGGUCGUUGCGGGUAGGAUUUGCGCAGAAGCGGUAUAUUGAGAAUGCCACUUUUGUGUAA